ACAUUAUUCAAAUAGCUAAAGCGUUCAACUAGUUGCACUUCAAAGCGAAAAAUCGCUUUAGGACAACCGGAAUGGAACGCUACCACGUCGGUGGUGACCAUAGCACAGAAUCAUGUCACAGCAAUAAAAACAACAAUAAUGAACUAAAGGAAGUCACCGGUUUAACGCGCAUCACUAAGAAGCGUCUAAAGGAGCUCUGCAAAAAAGAUAAGCUCUAUCAGACGCCUGCGCUUAAUGAUGUGCUUUAUCUACACUAUCAAGGCAUCCAUUGCAUUGAGUGCUUGGAGGAGUACACCGGCCUUAAAUGUCUUUGGCUGGAGUGUAACGCGAUCUCUGAGAUACAGGGACUCGAGCAUCAAAAAGAACUCAAGUGUCUCUUCUUGCAGAGCAAUUUAAUAAAACGUAUCGAAAAUUUGGAGCAUUGUCCGCAAUUGGAUACGCUCAAUCUAGCAUCGAAUCAUAUCCGAAAAAUCGAAAAUUGCGGCGUGGAUGUGCUGCCAGUUUUGAGUACAUUGAAUUUAUCCUCUAACUAUUUGAAAGACUUUGACGGUCUCAAAGAUUUGGAGAAUUGUAAGUCACUUUCAGUAUUGGAUUUGUCGAAUAAUCGUAUCGAUGAUAUAUUGGUGGUGAAGAUUUUUGCUAAAAUGCCACAAUUGCGCGUGUUAGUGCUGCAAGGCAAUCCGGUGGUGUCUAAAGUACCGCAGUAUCGAAAGACACUGAUAUUGGAAUGCCAAGAAUUAACCUACCUCGACAGUCGCCCUGUAUUUCCCAAGGACCGCGCUUGUGCAGAGGCUUGGAAACGUGAUGGUUACGAAGGCGAGCGUAAGGAAAACGAACGCUGGAAACGCAUGGAACGUAAGAAGAUACGCGAUAGUGUUAAUGCCACAAUUCGCAUGCGAAACAAGCAUCGGCCAGCAGAUCAGCAAGAUCCACUAUUCAACUCCUCCGAUUCAGAGGAAGAUUGCGCCGAAGUGAAACGCGCACGUCAAGCGGAAGUAGACGCUGGCAUAAAUAUGGAACUGGGCAUCUGGGAGGAGGUCGUGAAUGAGGACAGCAAAUCGCAGACCUCUUUAGACAUGAACGUUAGCUCAUCAACAUCGGGGCUCAGUACCACCGAUUCGAAUGCAAAUAUUUCCGCUGACUCGAAAUCCAUUGGGUUGCAACACAAUUUGGACAAUGAAGCGAAAGUUGUGAACGAUUCGCCAGUUACAAAGUCUCAAGCCUUAGCUAUAGCAACAGAUGGUAAUUUUGGAAGCAUUUUGAAGCUGGUUGAUGUGAGUGCAAAGGAAGGGUUUGAGACAAACGCUAACAAGGUAGCCGAGAGAAAGCGAAGUGAUGUCACUGUUGGGCAGAAGAGGGUACUUAUUGAAGAGUGGCCAGAGAUUGAGGUGGCGAAUGAAGAGAAUGCUGCUGAAAUCACAAGUGGCGUAAUCGAGCGUCUGCUAGACAAAGCGACUUUACCGACUUUUGCUCAAAAAUCGACCGAACUUGAUAAGCGUUUGUCCGUAACCAAUCUUUCCGAUUCAGAUGACGCUGCGAAAGAUGAGUAUAAUGCAACCGUCGAUGCGAUUGGUCAGAUCACUAUGCAUGAUCUUUCCAAACCCUCGCCUAAGAAACGCAUCAAGUUACAAAUUGAGGUAGACGAAGAGAGUUUGGACGUAAUGGAAACGGAGCAGGACCGAUUGGCGCGUAACUACGACAUUAUAGAAACGGAAACGCGUGAAAAGGUUGUUGAAGAAACUUGUGAGGAAUCUGAUGAUAUUGUGUUGUUUAAACCAAAAACCGUUGAGCAAAUGAAAUACGAGCUAGAAUGCGCGGAGGUGAACGAGAAAGUGGUGGCUGAUUUUGAAGAACUCUCUUCGCAAAUGGACAACUUUAUUGAAGAAAUGCAGAAAGACCAGGAAGCGCUGGGUGUUCAAAGAGAGAAAAACGAAAGCAUUUUGGAUAACACAUUUGAAACUGAGAGUACUGAAACUACUUAUACAGAAUUGGAAGAAUAUGGUGCAAGGCUGGAUGUGCUACACGGAGAACCCACACCGGAGUUAUAUGUGGCUGCCGUAUUGGAACAUGUGGCACGAGUGGAUAGCGAUGUGGCAACCAAGAUGACAACGAUAUCGGAUAUGGAAAAAUGUGAAAAGCAGCAAGAAGAAGGUAAUAGCAGUGGCGCCGAUGUGCCAACCGCGGCCAGCAGUCUUGAGAAAGUGAAUGUGCUGACAAGUAUCGGCCCUAAUGCAGAUGCAUUGCGCAACGACGUGCCUGGUGAUCACGCUGAUUUGUCAGCUCCGGUAAUUGAGACGUUAUUCGAUGAUUGUGGUAAUGGAGUCGAUAUGAAAAUUGAGAAGAUUGUACCCGCAGAUACCCUAAAUUUCAGCAAACCCCAGGAGAAGGCUUUGGCUACUUUCGAAAGUGAGGAACGAGAAUUGCGUCAGCUAUUACAAAGGCUUGAGAAUGAAAAUGAGCAGCUGUAUAAUAUCAAUAGCGCCUACCGAUGCGCGCUUGCAGAAGACAUAAACGAGGAAAUUAAAUAUCGUGAAAAUGAGAAAAGCGAGCAAGUGCACAAAGUUUGUGAGGAAAUAAUUACGGACCUGCUGGAUGAGUUGAUUUUAGUGGAUCAAAGAGCCGAUGACCAAUGGGCGAAGCCUAAAAGCUACCAGUUUGGUGAAAUUGAAUCUGAUGAAGAAUACUGUUACUCAGAUCCACCCAAACCGCCAGAGCCUCCAGUGCGCAGCAUACGUGAUGUACUGAGCUCAUUCAAUGAAUUACUCCAGGAAAUAUCACGCAAGAACAAGGCCGAGGAAGAACGUAAAGAGCACGAGUAUAAAGAGGCGAUUCACCAAAAAUACGCAUCCACCGACGCACAAAAGGCUGAGAGUCUAGAAAAUCUUUUGAAAUCACCAAACUUGCGCAAUUUUAAUGGCGACACCAGUGAGUUGUUAGAUCAGAAAAUCGCAGAGGAGAAGAAGCGUGAAAGUAAGCGUGUUAGGAAGCUUGUGGAUCGCGUGUAUGCGCAAAAAGAUAAGUACAACGAUACUCUGGAGGUAGUGGAUGGCAAGUUGGUGGUGGUGAAGAAGGAUACCGGCAAGAUAGAGGAUUUACCGGCAAGCAAAUUUAAUUACAGCGAUAGUGAGGACACAGACCAAUACGAGUCGGCACAGUCGGAUGAUGAGCAAGACACUGAAAUGAUGCAAUUGUGGGAUGCGAGAGUGCGCCAAGCGGAGAGUGCUGGUACAUUCAGGUUGCCUUACAGGCCAACAGAACGCAUACCAGCUAUGCAAUUGAUACAGAAAGCAAACGAGUGGAAGGAGAAAGAGGAUGCCGCAUGUGAUGCGGCGGAUGAAGAGGAAAACGAACAAUUCUAUUCACUGGAGGCAGCGAAACCGACAGUUUUUCGUGAUUUAGAUGAGGAUUUUAUUGACAAAAUGGACUUUGAGAAGGCGGAACUUCAGCAAGCAAAUGAGAGCGAGUUGGUUGAAUGUGCGCGCAGCUAUACGGAACUGAAACAGAUUAUGAAGGGGAAUAAGGAGGAGCUGAAUUUGACAGAUGAUGAAAAUUUUCUGCUGCAGAAAAUGUUGGGACUUGCUGAGCAAAAAGAGACGGAGGCUAAACAAACGAAGGAUCCAUUGACCGUUGAAGAGAAUGAGCUACUGCAAAAGAUGGUGCAGCGCACAAAGGAGAAGGAAAAGGAAAAACCGGGAGGUAGACAUGCGGAUGCAAAGACAUGUGAGCAGAAUGCGAAGCCGACGCUUUCGAAGCAGAAAAUUAAAAUUAUCGAGCUGACCAGUGAUGAAAACAGUCAGAGCAGUGGAGUUGAUGGGGAAAACCGCGGCAAUUUCAUGAAUAUCAAGCAGCUGGAUGCAGAGUACCCAAUACCAGGCAUUUUCAGGGAUAUGCUAGACGAUUACGAUCUUGGAGCAAAGACACCGAAAAUGCGCGUCGACGACGCUGAACCUGAGUUGACUGUUUUGUUUACCAAGCAAACGAAAGAACGCAUGGAGCUGAAGGCGGAUGAACCGCAUGAAUGUGGACUUUUUAGGGAUCCACUCGAAUUGGGCAGAGGAGGUAUAGCAUACACACAGGAAGGCGACGAGGAUGAAUUCAAAGAAAUAGAUACCAGCUACGAUGAUGUAUUGCCGGCAACUGAUGAACUAGUUGCACAGGUGACAGAAGAUGAGAGCGAAGAGUUGUGGCAGGAGCACAGCGAAGAGUAUAAUGAGUUAGGUGAUGAUAAACUGGUACAAGAACAAGAAAAGGAAAAGCACAAGAAAGAUACUGCUGAAAAGCUACUUCAGAAGUGUGAGAGUCUCAGAGAUGUGGCAGUAAGUGUGCUCAAAUUCGAUGGUAGUAAUUACGAGGAAUAUGGCAUUACUGAGGAAACAGCGCGUGGAGUUGUGGAAUAUGAAAAGAUGCUAAACUUUGGCAAAGAAGACGAGGAGGAGUUUGUCGAUGCGCCAAUGCGAGAAGAAGAGCUGGUAAAAAUUGUAACGGAAGCGCUAAAAAAGGAUGAAUUGAAGGAGAAAAAAGGGGUUGGGGUUGGCGGUGUUGGAGACGUCGAAAGUAGUUGUGACAAGUUUCGGCUACAGGUGGGUGACGUAUUUCAAAAGAAGAGAUUGCAAGCGGUCGAAGAAAAAGAGUGCGAAGCAGCAGGCAAGACGGUUGCUAAGGAGUUUAAGCCUGAACGCAAGCACAGUGAGUACACAAAAGCUAAAGCACCGGAAUUGGAAAACAAAUGGGAGGAUAUCGCCGAGACGGAGCAAGAUAACAUUGACGAGCCAGAUUUCGCGGAUAUGAGCAAAGAAAACGUUAAGCAACUCGAAAACCUUGAAAAGGAAAUCACGAAUUAUUUAGAUCAAUUCGAUCUACAAAUACAAACUAACGCCGAUGAGAAGGAAACAAUGGAUGACGUGAAAUUUCAAGAUGUGUCAGAGGAGUAUAAGGAUUUUCCAGCAGUAGGCAGUAAAGCUGUUGCAGCUUUAGAAGUUGCUGAUAGCGAUAAGGUUGGGGUAGAAGUUGAUGGUUCUCAUAAUGCUACGCCAGCGUUGACAAAUCCUUCAGACGAGUAUACAGAUUUCCCAGCAGCCAGUGCUGCUCACAGUUCAUACAAAGCUGAAGUGCUGAAGGUGACUGAAGCUGCAAGCUUGCGCGAGACCUUUUCAAAACUUUCAUCCCGCCAAAAUGAAUCUCCAAAUUCGAAUUCCAGCUUUAAAAAUUCGCACACCCACGCAGGCAAGGCAAGCACAUUUGAAAGCUUACUCAAGUCUCCAAUCUUAAAGCAGUUCAAUGAGGAUACUAGCGCGAGUUUGAAUGCACACAUUCAAGCGGCCAAGGAAGAUGAUUUUGAUUUGAUUGAGUGUAGUCUGGAAGUUAUUGGCGAUGACGAUGAAGUGGUCAAUGAGAUUUCCGUCAGCGCGGAGAUUACCUAUAAUCCAUAAAACAAUUUGCGUAUUCCGCACAAAAUUUGUGUAUUUAUUAUAUCUUUUAUAAUCGCGCAUGUUAAUCUUAUCUUUUUCAUCGUGUG
This is a messenger RNA of Rhagoletis zephyria (snowberry fruit fly), 5515 nucleotides long. It is a transcript of the gene dtr, whose product is annotated as defective transmitter release. Gene Ontology annotation, cellular component: axoneme. Gene Ontology annotation, molecular function: dynein complex binding; protein binding. Lineage: Eukaryota; Metazoa; Arthropoda; Insecta; Diptera; Tephritidae. The record is from RefSeq and is a predicted model, not a curated record. Gene Ontology annotation, biological process: axoneme assembly.